AAAAAGUCACCGAAAGGGAAAGGAAAAGCAGCGGCACCUAGACUGUCAAAUGGCUCUUCGACAAAUAUGCAAUCAUCCUACGAUGAGGACGGGAAUGAAGUCAUCGUUAUGGCUCGUGCUCCUACCGGCAAACCUCCCGCUGAUCACAUUUCCCAGCACACUUUGAACUUCAUGCGGGAUUUGCAAGAUCCUGUCAAAAAUGAUCGAGAAUGGUUUGCAGCACAUAAGAAUAUCUACGACUACAUUCAUGCCAACUGGCUUGCAUUCACCGAUACAUGCGUAGAAGAGAUGAUUGACAAAGCUGAUGACACGAUUGCAUACAUGCCGGCAAAAGACCUGGUGGAGCGUAUCUAUCGUGAUGUCCGAUUCUCAAACGACAAGACACCCUACAAACGACACUUGUCCUGGUGCAUGUCACGAAAUGGAAAGAAGGGCAAUUAUGCAAAGUACUACCUUGCACUUUCGGCAAACGAUAAAAGUGGCUUGCAUGCUGGAUUAUAUGAAGCAUCAAAAGAAGAUCUGCAAGCCGUUCGGGAACACAUUAUCAACAAAACUGGACCCGGUCGUAGAUUACGUGAACUAGUAAAUGAUAAGAAUUUUAUCAAAAACUUCGGUGCACCUCCCAAGUCGAAAGCGUAUUCGAACAAGAGAUCUUCGUUAUGGGGCAGCGAUGAUGAACUCAAACGUGCACCAAAAGGCUACGAUCCAGAACACGUGGACGUAGCAUGGCUUCGAUUGAAGAGUUAUACGGUCUCACAUCAUUUUUCAGAUGAUGAAGUGAUUCAGCCUGAUUUUAUCGAAAAGAUGUUGGAAGUUGCACGAGCGGCAAUGCCACUUGUUGAGAUCAUGAAUGAGAUCUUG
Messenger RNA from Meira miltonrushii, 861 nucleotides. RefSeq lists its product as uncharacterized. The record is from RefSeq and is a predicted model, not a curated record. Lineage: Eukaryota; Fungi; Basidiomycota; Exobasidiomycetes; Exobasidiales; Brachybasidiaceae. The annotation marks the transcript as partial. The transcript has a single exon.